AUGGCCGAGCUGCCGCUGCCCGCCGGGCUCGACGCCCGCACCUUCCCCGCCAAGCUGUGGCGCCUGGCGAACAGCCCCCGCGUCCGCUCCGUGCGCUGGGACACCCAGGGCCGGGGGCUGCUCAUCGACCGCGCCCUCUUUGAGCAGGAGCUGCUCAGCCCGCCCGGCGUCCAGGGGCCGGCCCCGCGCACCUUCAGAGCCACGCAGUUCCGCAGCAUCGUGCGGCAGCUGAACCGCUACGGCUUCUACAAGGGGCGGGGCCGGGCUGGCGCGGCUGUGCCGGGCGAUGCCGGGGCCAUCGUCCACUAUGGGAACCCCUGGCGCCGGAGCACGGCCAGCAAGCACCGCCUGGCGCCCGGGCCGGAGCGGCGCAGGCGCUCGCCCUGCGGCUCCCAGCAGCGCCCCCGGCAGCGGCCGCGGCCGGCGGGGCCGGAGGGGCGCGGGCGGUUCCAGGCGCUGCCUCGGGAGCGGCCGCCGCUGCCGGCGGGGCGGCCGCCCAGCGGCUUCUUGCCCCUGCACAGGGAGCGGACGCUGCCGGACGGGCGGGAGCUGCGCAGCCGGCGGCCCAGCCGCUUCCAGCAGCCCCCCAGAGAGCGGCCGCUCCUGGCCCGGCACCCGCCCUGUGGCUUCCACCUCCUCCACAGGGACCGGCCGCAGCCGGCCCGGCGGGACGGGCCCAGCCGCUUCCAGGAGCUGUACGGGGAGCGGCCGCUGCCUGCCGAGCGGGAGGUGCCCAGGAUCCCGCCCUGCGAGCUCCUCGGGCUCUGCGGGGAGCCGCUGCUGCCGGUCAGGCGGGAGGGCCUGAGCCGCCUCCAGAAGCUGUACGGGCUGCAGCCGCCGCCGGCCGGGCUGCCGCCCUGGGCUUUCCAGCAGCCCCACAUGGAGCGGCCGCCUCCGGCCGGGCGGGAGCUGCUCAGGAUCCCGCCGGGCAGCUUCGAGCAGCUCCAAACGGAGCAGCAGUCCCCAGCCUGCAAGCCGUCAGCCACACCGGACAGUUCAGCCUCCAGUGCUCCACCUGGCAGUGCUGCUUGUGCAGCAUCGACGACCUCCAGCAAGACACGGAAUGCACCUGGGCAAGAGGAAUUGCCUUCAGCGGAUCUGGGCCUUCAGGUCGAGGCAAUGAUUCGGGAGAUGAGGAGAUCCGUGGCUGAAAGGUCUCCCUUUGCUCAGGGGAAUGCUAAUGUUGCUGCCGAGUCUUCAGGAGGGGAGGCUGGGAACAGGGCUGCAGCAGAGGGAGCUUCGCCUGGCACCGAGAGCUGCAGGAACAGUUCCCCAGAGCCCGAGGAGCCUGAUUCCAUCUGAUUGACCUCUCCAGGAGAGCUGUCCUGAGUGGGAGGAAGAGACAGAGGGAGAGCCUGCGAGAAGAUCGGGCAGGUGCAAUCCCUCUGUCUAUAGUGAUAUUGAUAGAUGUGUAUAGUUAUAUUUAUCUAUCUCUGUAGUUAUAUUUCUAGAUUUAUACAGUUGUAUAUAUAUGUCUAUAUAGAUGAAUUUAAAGAUCUGUAUAGAGGUAAGUUUCUAUAUAUAUUUAUGUAUAUUGUUUUAUUUAUGUAUGCAUAGUUGUAUUUCUAGAUCUGCGUAGUGACAUUUUUGCAUGGGUACAGUUGUAUUUAUAUAUAUGUAGUUAUGUUUAUAAAUAGUUAUAUGUGCAUAGUUAUAUAUUUGUAUAGUUAUAGGUGUAUGGAGCAUUAGGUACAUAGAUUGAUAUCUGUAUAGGUAUAGGCAGCUUUUUU
This is a messenger RNA of Corvus hawaiiensis (hawaiian crow), 1730 nucleotides long. Its product is annotated as serine/arginine repetitive matrix protein 1-like. NCBI's taxonomy places the organism in Eukaryota, Metazoa, Chordata, Aves, Passeriformes, Corvidae. The coding region runs from base 1 to 1302 and encodes 433 amino acids. The transcript has 5 exons. Gene Ontology annotation, molecular function: sequence-specific DNA binding; DNA-binding transcription factor activity. The record is from RefSeq and is a predicted model, not a curated record. Gene Ontology annotation, biological process: regulation of DNA-templated transcription.